This is a messenger RNA of Paramecium octaurelia, 1949 nucleotides long. The record is from the annotation of a GenBank genome assembly. Lineage: Eukaryota; Ciliophora; Oligohymenophorea; Peniculida; Parameciidae.
AUGGCAUUUGUAUUUUAAGCUGAAAGAACAGAUAUACUAUAGUAGAGUGGUGUUUCACAAGACGUAUGAUGAAAUUGAAAAGCUGUAGAUUGGACCUGGUAGCUAUAUAACACAUGAAUAUUAUAAGGUAAAAUAAGGAAAUGCUCCUUUUGAUUCAUCUGUUAGUAGGAGUGAAAGAAAUAAGAAUGAAAAUAUUCCUGGGCCUGGUAGCUACUAUUAAGAUAAUGAAUAUGAUAAGUAUUAAUGUAUCCUAUCAAGUAUCACAUAUGGAAGAUAGCAUUCACCUAAACAAAUGAAGUUAUCUGAUAAAUAAUAGCAAUCGUUUAUAUUUGCAUCAUCAUCAAAGCGUUUUGAGGCACCAAAAGUAUUUAUGACACCAGGGUAAUUAAUAUAAUAGAUGAUUUAGACCUGGAGCAUAUGAAACAGAUGUAGUUAUAAAUAAACCAAUUCAGUAAUAGUUUACAUCUUAAAAUUAUAUGGAAAUUUUGAGAAGUUUGAAUAAAUAUUAAUCAAUCCCUUCAAUUCCAACUGAUAAUUAGGUUUACGGUUACACAGAGAAAGGAGGUAUUUUUGGUUAUUAACAGAAUAGUACAUGAUUUGGAAUCUAAUUAAAAUCCUGAUGAUACUUACUCAGGAAUUAAGUAAGAUACUGUUGGACCUGGAAAGUAUGAAAUAAAAGAUACAUUUGAAUAAAAUAGAAAUAAAGGUCCUUGUUGGCAUAAAUCAAAAAUACCGCGAUUUGAUCCUUCAAUCUCAAAAGAUAUGAAUUAGAAAGUGGGUCCUGGCAGUUAUAAUUACAGCAACUCAAUCACUCCAAUAUACAAAUUAAGUCCAUCUGGGAAUUUUAAAUCUAAAUCCAGUCGAACUUUUGAUAAUACAAAAGGUGAAAAGUAAAAAUAGUUUAUGAAAAUCUAUUUCGAUAAAUAAAAAGAGAAACUAAUGAGAAAUCCUGGAUACUCUGACUUAGAAGAUGAAGAAUUCGAAUUAUCUGAUGUGAAUAAUAAUUAAAUAUAUUUUAGAUUACUACUCCUGGUCCUGGUCAUUACUUUGGAAACACUUCUACACAAUCUGUAUCAUCCAAACACUCUUAAUAAUCCAUCAAAUUAGGAUACAAUUGUUUUGGAUCUAGAUCUAAAAGAUUUUAAGAAUAAAAAGUUCAAUAUCAGAUAGGACCAGGAGAGUAUUAAUUAGAUACAGAAACAGUAAAAUAUAACAUCGUUUAACCUCCAUUUUAUUCAUCAAAUACACGAUUUGAAGAGAAAUUCUUGGGUCAAUUGCCAGGCCCAUAAACGUAUGAUCCAAAAAUAACUGUAUGCAUUUAUUACUAAUUUCUCUUAGUUAGCAGAUAAAUUAAUGAAGAAAUUAGAACGAACUCCAAUAGGGAAUUUUGGAAUAAAUGAAUCAAGAUACAAGGAAGAAUAUCAUCAAGUGCCAGGACCAGGAACUUAUGAAAUAAAUAAUAAAGUAUAAAAAGGGAUCAAUUCAAUUUUUAAAUCAAAAACUGACAGGAAUAAUUCUCUUAAAUAGAAAACUGACAAUUUUCCAGCUCCAGGAACUUAUAAUGUUUAAAUUAAUACAAUAUAGCAUGAGAUCAAAAAAAACCAUGAAGAAAAUCAAGAAAUCAAACAAUAGAAACAAGCAUUUGGUUCAUCUAUGCCCAGAUUUAUCAGUAGGAAAAAUAUACAAGAAAGAGUGCAAUAAGAGUUUGAAGAAGAAGAAGAAGAAGAAGAGGAAAUAUAAAAAUUACAUAAUUCAUCUGGGUUAUUUAAAAAAAGUAAGAAUGUCUAAGCCUCUUUCAAUGUUAGGGUAAGAAUACUUUAUAAGUUUAGGAAAAUAGAUUUCAAACUAAAAAGAAAGAUACAUAUAAAUUAGGUCCUGGAGAAUACUAUAGUCCAAAUAGUAGUAAGUGGGAGAAAACAAGUUUUAAUAUAUUAUUUUAAAAAAUAUGA